AUGCACAUCGGCGGGUCAAUCCUCAUGAUAGACAGUAUUGCAGAAGGGACGCUCCAGAUACCGUCACCGCAGAUCAAACCCGAAGCAACCGCACCUGAAAAGUCCUCCGACUCCUUGCGGUUAAUCUUCUCCCAGACAAACAGGAUGACUGUCCCGACAAACAUGUCAAUCGCAAAAUACGCUCCAAUGUAG
This is a messenger RNA of Triticum turgidum subsp. durum (durum wheat), 192 nucleotides long. Lineage: Eukaryota; Viridiplantae; Streptophyta; Magnoliopsida; Poales; Poaceae. The record is from the annotation of a GenBank genome assembly.